Molecule: messenger RNA, 1688 nt
Organism: Chionomys nivalis (European snow vole)
Lineage: Eukaryota; Metazoa; Chordata; Mammalia; Rodentia; Cricetidae
Gene: Dnase2
Product: deoxyribonuclease 2, lysosomal
Exons: 6
Coding region: 166-1230 (354 amino acids)
Biological process (GO): apoptotic DNA fragmentation
Molecular function (GO): deoxyribonuclease II activity
Source: RefSeq, a predicted model, not a curated record
ACCACGCCAGAGGAAGGCCCGCCUCGGUGCUCGGGGCCUUGUAGGCGUCGCCUUCACCCUUGCGGAACCCCCAGCCAGGUCUCAGCUGGCUUUAGGGGGAAGUGAGUCUGGACCCCGUGACCCGGCCCUCCUGGGUCUUUUCACAGAUUCCGCCGCUGCCGCCUCAUGGCAGCGCCGAGCUCGCUGCUGCUGGCCGCGCUGCUGUGGGUCCCUGCCGAAGCCCUGAGCUGCUAUGGAGACUCCGGGCAGCCUGUGGACUGGUUCGUGGUCUACAAGCUGCCAGCGGACAGCGGGUCUGGGGCUAAUUCAUGGAAGGGUUUGAAGUACAAAUACAUGGAUCAGAGCUCCGAUGGUUGGCGCGACGGUGUGGGGUACAUCAACAACUCGGAGGGAGCCGUGGGCCGUAGCCUGCUGCCGUUGUACCGAGACAACUCCAGCCAGCUGGCCUUCCUACUCUACAACGACCAGCCUCCUAAUCCCAGCUCAGCUCCGGACUCUUCCAGCCGUGGCCAUACAAAGGGUGUUGUGCUCCUGGACCAAGAAGGGGGCUUCUGGCUGAUCCACAGUGUUCCGCGCUUCCCACCCCCUGUGUCCUCUGGUGCAUACAGCUGGCCUCCUAACGCUCAAACCUAUGGCCAGACCCUACUCUGCGUGUCCUUCCCCUUCUCCCAGUUUCUCGAGAUUGCCAGGCAGCUAACCUAUACCUAUCCCCUGGUCUAUGACUACAAGCUGGAAGGCAUCUUUGCCCAGAAAUUACCUGACCUACAGAAGGUGAUCAAGGGUUACCAUGUCCUCCAUGAGCCCUGGAACAAUAGUGCAACACUCACGUCACAAGCUGGGGCCACCUUUCAGAGCUUUGCCAAGGCUGGAAAAUUUGGAGAUGACCUGUACUCUGGCUGGUUGGCAGCAGCCCUCAACAGCGACCUACAGGUCCAAUUCUGGCCAAAUUCUCGAGGCACCCUGCCUUCCAACUGCUCUGGGAUGCACCAGAUUCUUGACGUGGAUCAGACGGGCUUCUCUGGCCCAUCUGGACCAACCUUCAGUGCCACAGAAGAUCACUCCAAAUGGUGCGUGGCCCCUCAAGGGCCUUGGGCCUGUGUGGGUGACAUGAACAGAAACAAUGGAGAGAUGCACCGAGGUGGGGGCACACUCUGUACCCAACUGCCUUCCUUUUGGAAGGCCUUCCAGUCCCUGGUGAAGGCCUGCAAGCCCUGUGAAGAGAACAGCUGACCAGGAGCCCAAUAGAGCAAAGACUGAGUAAGAGUCAGGGACUAGCUGGGCAUGGUGGCGCUCACCUUUAAUCCCAGCACUGAGAAGGUAGAGGCAGACAGAUCUCUGUGUUCGAGGCCAGCCUGGUCUACAAAGUGAGUUCCAGGACAUCCAGGGCUACACAGAGAGAGUAUGUCUUGAAACCCCCACACCCCCAAAAAAGGGACUAGUUUGGACUUGAAUUUGUUUUGGGGGGUUGGUUUUGGUGGGUUGAACCCUGGAGCCUGCCACACGGUACAUAUGCACCUACAUAAGCACCAUACUGCUGAACUCCACCCUCUGCCCUGACUAUGAGUCUGAAUACCAGUCCAGCAUCUUCCUAACUGGAUACUUAGUCGUGCCUUAACCCCUUUGACUGUCUACUAAUCUGUAAUAUGGGCAUCACAACACAUUCUCUAGACGCUGUAAUAAAAGGAAUU